Messenger RNA from Folsomia candida, 761 nucleotides. RefSeq names its product phospholipase A and acyltransferase 1. The transcript is spliced from 3 exons. The record is from RefSeq and is a predicted model, not a curated record. Gene Ontology annotation, biological process: N-acylphosphatidylethanolamine metabolic process. Lineage: Eukaryota; Metazoa; Arthropoda; Collembola; Entomobryomorpha; Isotomidae. Gene Ontology annotation, molecular function: A2-type glycerophospholipase activity; glycerophospholipid phospholipase A1 activity. Gene Ontology annotation, cellular component: cytoplasm. Bases 166 to 636 code for a protein of 156 amino acids.
UUUUAUCCGCUUAAUUCAUCCACAGCCACGACACAAGAAAGGCUGUACUCCCAAAAAAAUAUAUUCGCACUAAAUAUUCCUUUACCACCUAUUCAUUUAUUUUAAGAUCAUAAUUUCAUAAACCUGUGAAAACUUCAUAAUUAUACAUAAAUUUUAAUUUCAACAAUGUCUCAACCAGAAAGAAAAAUCAGUGAGAUUCGCCAAACCGGAUUCUUACAUCACGCCGAACUCAUCAAGCUCGCCAAACCCGCGGACCUUCUAGAAUUCGAUCGGGGUUUGUACAAGCACUGGGCUCUGUACGCGGGGGGUGGCAUGGUCAUCAACGUCUGUGGGGAAGACUGUAACAAAACCGAGGCAUGGGUCCGCCUCCAGCCGAUCCAAUAUGUUUGUGACCUUCACCCCGUCCCACGCUACAGACUGGUCAGAAUCAACAACACGCCCGAUGUCCCCGGCUGCCUCCUCAGACCCACGCCACGUCUGCCCGACAGAGCCAUGGAGGAAGCCCGACUCAUGCUUGAUACCAAAGUCCCGUACGAAUACGAGGGAAGAAACUCUGAAUUUUACUGUAAUUUGUGGAAGUUUGGUCGCAUAUUUUCGGAAGAAGCAAUGAAAGCCGGAAAAAAUGGAAUAAUUUGACAACAGUGGUGGGACACUCAAGCACACCAGUUUAUUUAUUGUAAUUUUUGAAGUAAUUGUUUGCCUAGUGGUGAACCAUUAUUUUUUAGAAUAGUAAAGAAAAUAAAUAUUUUUUCGCAAAAUUA